Symbiodinium necroappetens is the source of this 1070-nucleotide messenger RNA. The record is from the annotation of a GenBank genome assembly. Lineage: Eukaryota; Dinophyceae; Suessiales; Symbiodiniaceae.
GCACCAUCAGCAGCAUCACAGAAAAGAUGUAUCACAUAGAGCUGGACUCUGGCGGUACGGCGUGCGUGAAGCAAGCUUUCGUCACUGCCUUUGACCGCGGCCGAGCUGGCCGUGGUGGCCAAGCAUUCCAGCGAGUGUCUGGCGACUCUGAGAGCGUUCUGCCAAGUGACAGCACCGGAGAAGCACCAUUGGCUCAGUGGCUUUGGAGUGGCAUCAAAACCAUCACCAUUCAGGCACCCCACGAGAAGGAAGAAGAAUGCUUCAUCACCUGCUACUUCGGACAACGUCGAUUGCCGCCUCUGGAGGAAGCACUAUCACGAUCAAUCAAAAAUCCACCGUCAGCGACACCGACGCGGACUCUUGGGGGGCAGGAGUACCACCUGCUGUCCACCAAAGUUCUAGACGACGGCACCCACUUCUGGGGCGGCAAGAAGAAAAAGCUGCGCAUGAUGUAUGUGGCGCAGGGCGAGCACUCCCUUCAACACGAGCUUGAACGUUUGGCUGAUUUCCCUUCCAUUCCGCGCUCAUGCAAGAUUGCGUCGAGACUGGAGCUUAUGCAAAGCCCAGGUACCGUCUACAAGUCGACCGCUGAACACUUCGAGGAUAUUCCCGAGCCGCAGCCCUCAACUGAGUCCGGCGGCUGCGGCUUCAUCCCACAAGAACUGCUGUACGGACUGGUUGCAGGGAGACCAAAUGCAGACAGAAUCACCUCCAUCCAGGUGAGGAUUUUUGGACCAUGCCUCGGCGUUCUGAAGGGCAUGCUGACGCUGAGGAGGAAUAUUCAGAAGAUCCAGCUGCCACCUUCGAUGCGGAAGGUGGGCCCCUCCAAGGUGUGUUCCGAUGAGUUUGUCUACGUUGUGGUGACGCAAACUUUUCCCUCGUCCACGAGCUUUGAACUUGCCAAGUGCUUGCUGGGCACAGAGAAGAGGCAAGCCACGCAGAGCUUGCUGAAGCAGCAGGGGCCGAAGCUCUCAGAUAUGGUACGGCGGUUGCUACAGGGACUGGGUGUGGGGCAGAACGACAUGUCUGCCUUUGAGAAGGAGCGUCCCAGGCCAGGUCUUCAUUCCUGA